Messenger RNA from Mesorhabditis belari, 330 nucleotides. The record is from the annotation of a GenBank genome assembly. Lineage: Eukaryota; Metazoa; Nematoda; Chromadorea; Rhabditida; Rhabditidae.
AUGAGUCUACAUGGCACAACUCUUGUUUCUGGAUCGUGGGAUCAAACACUCCGAGUCUGGGACAUUGUCCACGGGAAAUGCCUUCACAUUUUGGCUGUCAAGACGUGGGUGAGUUUUGUGAAAUUUGAUGGAGAACGGGUUGUAUUUGAUGGCCAAGCUUUUGCCGUAAACGUUUGGAAUGUACACACGGAAGAGUGUUUGCACACGCUGACGGGUCACACGGAAAGGAUCAAUUCUCUUUUGUUUGAGCCGGAGCGCGAUCUGGUCUUCUCGGGAAAUAGUGGAUCGAUUCGCGUCUGGGAUGUGCGAAGUGCAAGUUUGGGACAUUCG